Trichoderma atroviride IMI 206040 is the source of this 825-nucleotide messenger RNA. RefSeq lists its product as uncharacterized. Gene Ontology annotation, molecular function: protein heterodimerization activity. Lineage: Eukaryota; Fungi; Ascomycota; Sordariomycetes; Hypocreales; Hypocreaceae. The record is from RefSeq and is a predicted model, not a curated record. Gene Ontology annotation, cellular component: transcription factor TFIID complex. Gene Ontology annotation, biological process: RNA polymerase II preinitiation complex assembly; transcription by RNA polymerase II.
UUGCGAUUUUGAGCAUCAUUGAUUUUUUAUUAAAAGCCUCCCAACGAUUCUAUCUUUAAGCAGCACACGAGAAGAGAAGAAGCGACAAACGCAGCACACAUUCAAGAUGGAGCCUCGUGCGCGCGCCGGCAAGAAUGUCGGCAAAAUGAACUUUUCCUACGCCGAACUGGCACAACUCCUCUACGCCCACGGCGACAUCAAAAAUCCCAUGCCCGAAACCGUCCGCGUGCUGGACGAGAUCCUCACCGACUUCAUGCAGUCCAUCGCCUUCGAAGCGAACCGCGCGGCGAACUACUCGGGCCGACAAAAGAUCAAAUACGAAGACUUUGAGUUUGCCUUUCGGAAGAACCCUUUGUUUCUGGGCAAGGUGCAAGAGGUUUUCGAGAAGCAAAAGGAGAUCAAGAAGGCACGAGAAAUUCUGCGGGAUGGUGAAGAUGAGAUUAUGAAGGAUGCAGUGGAGGAGGAGAAAAAGAAGGAAAAGGAAAAAGAUAAGGAAAAAGAGAAGCCGAAGACGAAUAGGGUGGAAGAGGAGCUGGGUGAAGCAGAUGAUGAUGCUGAGGCGGAAGCAGAUGCUCUGGGUAAGAGGAAGUAAUGGUGGUUGUUCUUGGAAGGACUUCGACUGGGCCGUUUAUGUCCUCCUUUUUUUUCUGCUUGAUUUUAAAAGGCAUUGUUCUGGAGUUUAGGGCGGCACAAAGCAUGUGAUAGAUGCUUGGUACAUUGGUAGGAUCGGCGUUUUGGAGGUCUUCUUCUUUUCCUUUUUUAUUAGCACACACUUACAGCUUAAUGGAUGCCAGCUGAUCAAUACCACAAUUUACGCGAUCCUUC